This is a messenger RNA of Limanda limanda (common dab), 1383 nucleotides long. RefSeq names its product actin-binding protein WASF3-like. NCBI's taxonomy places the organism in Eukaryota, Metazoa, Chordata, Actinopteri, Pleuronectiformes, Pleuronectidae. Gene Ontology annotation, molecular function: Arp2/3 complex binding; protein kinase A regulatory subunit binding; actin binding. Gene Ontology annotation, cellular component: SCAR complex; cytoskeleton. Gene Ontology annotation, biological process: actin cytoskeleton organization; positive regulation of Arp2/3 complex-mediated actin nucleation. The transcript has 8 exons. The record is from RefSeq and is a predicted model, not a curated record. The coding region runs from base 1 to 1383 and encodes 460 amino acids.
AUGCCUCUGGUCAAGAGAAACAUCAAGCCCCGACACCUGUGCCACGGUGCCGUGCCCGAGGGAAUUGGCAGUGAGCUGGAAUGUGUAACCAACAACACCCUGUCCGCCAUCAUCCGCCAACUCAGCAGUCUGAGUAAACAUGCAGAAAAUGUCUUUGGAGAACUUUUCAAUGAAGCCAACACCUUCUACGUGCGUGCAAACUCCCUGCAGGACCGCAUUGACCGCCUGGCCGUCAAAGUUACCCAGCUGGACUCCAGUGUGGAGGAGGUCUCUCUCCAGGACAUAAACAUGAGGAAGGCGUUCAAAAGCUCUGCGGCCCAGGAUCAGCAGGUUUUGUCCAAGGGCAGCACGCCGAGCUCCGUGGGCGACAUGUACCACAGCAGCGACAGGCCUCCUCCGCUCAGCACCCUCACCGCCUACAGAGAGGAUUCCACUGACGCCAUGAAGUUCUACUCAGACCCACUGUACUUUUUUGACCUGUGGAAGGAGAAAAUGCUGCAGGACACUGAGCACAAGAGGAAAGAAAGGAGGAGGCAAAGGGAGCAGAAGCGAUGUGUGGAAUGCAGCACUCUUCAGCGUGAGGUGAAGAAGGUGAGAAAGGCUCGGAACCGCCGGCAGGAGUGGAACAGGAUGGCAUUCGAUAAAGAGCUUCGUCCGGACCACCACCAUCCGCAGACCCUACGGCGAGGGGCGUCAUCGGAGGGCUCCCUCUCCCCAGACGGCAGGCCUGACCUCCCCGACUACCCCGUCCCUCCGCUGCCUGCCCACGCCGCUUGUAACUCUGCCAAGUCUCACGAUUACGUCCCUGGGAAUGCACAGCCCUCACCACCUGCGGAGCAUGAAUACCACAGCAUUGAUGUCAACUACAAGAGAGUAACCUAUGCCACGCCGGAGCCGCGCUCUGCAGACCGAACCAACGGCUCAAUACGUCCACCCGCAGAUUACAACUGUGCCCCUCCACCUCCUGCCUCGGGUGGCCCACCCAUCCCAUCGGCAUCCACAGCCUUUGGUUUUCCUCUGGGUGCACUGCCGCCACAUAAUGGAGUUCUGCACGUAGGCCCGGGCUUCCCGCCUUCGGAUCCUCGCAUGCCGCCCCCCCCAGGUCCACCGCCUCUCCCUCCCCCGGCUGCACCCUCACACCUCCCGGGACACAGCAAAGGCUGCAGAGCUGAGGCUAUACCGGUGAGGGAUGCCAGAAGUGACCUGCUGUCCGCCAUUCGCAUGGGCAUCCAGCUGAAGAAAGGCCAGGAGCAGCAGGAGCAGCAGAACAAGCGGGAGCCUGUUGGGAACGACGUGGCCACCAUCUUGUCCCGACGCAUCGCUGUGGAGUACAGCGACUCAGAGGACGACUCUGAGCCGUACGAGAACGAGUGGUCGGACUGA